Messenger RNA from Spodoptera littoralis (African cotton leafworm), 957 nucleotides. NCBI's taxonomy places the organism in Eukaryota, Metazoa, Arthropoda, Insecta, Lepidoptera, Noctuidae. The record is from the annotation of a GenBank genome assembly.
AUGAAUGUUACCGACAUGUUUGACUUUCCGACGACGAUGAUGCCUGAGGUGUCGACUGCGGCGCCUGACAUCAGGACCUGGUUGACGGAUUUAAUAGUCCAGAGAGCAGCGAUCCAGGGCAGUUUCUUGCAAGGUUUCCUUGCCUCCCUUUCCGUGGUGGUAGUCUCGGAAUUGGGAGACAAGACCUUCUUCAUAGCGGCUAUUAUGGCCAUGAAACAUCCGAGGAUUAUAGUCUUUGCCGGUGCCAUAUCUGCACUGGUGUUUAUGACAAUAUUAUCAGCUGCCUUCGGAUGGAUAGCCACGGUCAUACCUAGAGUCUACACCUACUACGCAAGUGCUGUGUUGUUCGCGAUAUUUGGUAUAAAAAUGUUAAGGGACGGUUGGAAAAUGGACCCCAACGAAGGUCAAGAAGAAUUAGAAGAAGUACAAAGUGAAUUGAAAAGAAGAGAAGAUCAGGAAGCGCAAAAAGAGCGUUCGAAUUCGCCUGACGCGACAUCGGUGGUGACUUCUCAUUCACAAAGCCCGACGCCUUCGUCCCCCGAAGUGGAGAGAGGGCCAGUGUCCCCCGCGGAGCCCGUAGCGGGCAGCUCGGCGCAAUCAGAACCGCUGAGGGAAGAAAAAGAAGAGACCUUAGACAUGUUAGAGCAAGGUCAGGUUGAAAAUAGACGGCGGAAACGAAACGCCGUACUGAAAGUGUUACUGCAAGCUGCGUCACUGACCUUCUUGGCUGAAUGGGGUGACAGGUCACAGCUUGCGACCGUUGUGUUGGCGACGAGGGAACAUGCUGUGGGUGUAGUAGUCGGUGGCUCCCUUGGCCACGCGCUCUGCACUGGAUUGGCUGUGAUAGGCGGCCGGAUGGUUGCUGCCAAGAUUUCUGUUAGGACUGUUACCAUAAUCGGUGGUCUAGUGUUCCUGUUCUUCGCAGUCAGUGCCUUUUUCAUUGGGCCCGGUGAAUAA